Molecule: messenger RNA, 3715 nt
Organism: Nematostella vectensis (starlet sea anemone)
Lineage: Eukaryota; Metazoa; Cnidaria; Anthozoa; Actiniaria; Edwardsiidae
Product: contactin-associated protein 1
Exons: 2
Coding region: 466-2952 (828 amino acids)
Source: RefSeq, a predicted model, not a curated record
UCUGGGGUCUAUUUAUGGCAAAGUGUGCGCUGCAUUCUUUAUUGUCCUGGUAUGGCGCCCCUUCUCAUUUUCCUUUCUUUCCCUUUCGCCGUCUAAAAAGAAUUCAUAACAGUUGGCAAGAUAGAAUUUCUCUCUUGAAGUGUAAUUUGUUGUGGGUGAAAUCAAAGUGUGAACUUUUCUUUCCCGCACCUGUUUCAACAGCAAAGUGAAAUACAAUUAGUGGUAUUAAAGGGAGCAUUUUCUAUUGGUUACAAACACAGUGGCUCUUUAUCAUUUCUGCUGAGGGUUAGGACAAUCAUCUAAACACUUACCAUCAAGAAGUGUAGCAAGUCUACAGUAUCAAGCCCUUUGGUUUUUUUUUUUCUACAAAUCAUGACUUCUUCCACAAACCGAGCACGGAAACUAGUGCUGAAGUGAUAAGUGGACGUUUUCUUGCCUAGGUGGGAACUCUUCUAGAAUGCCAACAUGUUACACCGAAUAACUCUUUGCAGUUUCUGUCUGUAUGCUCAGGUUUUCUGUGUGCUAACUACGGAAAUAACACUCCGUGGUUCGCAGUACAUAUCGUACAAUAUCAAACCGAGCGAAAUACGGAGUAAGAAGAACAUUUUAUCUUUCCGCUUCAAGACAAUCCAUCCAUCAGGUCUUCUGAUCUAUAGUCGAGGUUCAACCUGGGAUUACAUACAGCUUGAGUUGAUACAGGGAGCUUUGAAGUACACGGCAUAUCCAGGCGGCGUUGACAAGACGGAGAUCCAACUGGGGAAGGAUUUAUUUAAUGGCAAAUGGCAUACUGUGAGCGUGAACCGCAACGGUCGCUUAACGAUGCUCAGCGUGGAUGAUCUCUCGACAACAAAAAUAACACCAGGACCUUAUGAUCAUCUCAAUCUGGACGGUCUCAUAUUCAUAGGCGGAUUAUCUGUCAAUACCAAAAAUAAAGUGCGGAUCAAGGCGCUGAACUACCGUGGGUGUUUAUCAGACAUUGUUUUCGAUCGCGCAAAUCUACUGGACGGUGCGCAGAAAGCACUUGGCCCGGCGAAGACUCCAUCCCCUUAUCAGAUAUACGGGAAUGUAUUGUUUCAGUGUGAUCUAGAGGAUUAUAGACCCGUGAGUUUUUUGACACCGCAAUCGUUCGUGAAAGUCACUCUCCCAAAGCUCCCUCAAGAUAAUGAUACAUUCUCCGCAAGCUUUAAGUUCAGGACGUUUCACCAUGAGGGAAUCAUUUUCUCCAGAUCCGCCAUCAAGGUAAAGUUGAAUAUAAGGCUACAUAGUGGCGUUCUUAUGUACGAUGUCUUGGCGCCAAAUGGUUCGAAGGCGGAACUUCAGAUGGGGGAAAACCUGAAUGACGGCGAAUGGCACAGCGUUAACGCAUCUAUUGUACCUCCCAAUGUCCAGCUCACUCUUGACGAUAGGACCCGCAGUAAGUUCCUUAAUCUCACUUCGCUACUGUUAGACUUCUCGAAUAAAUCGCGCUUGAAGAUUUUCGCCGGAAGAGGAGCGAGGGAAUACAAGUUCCCUGGAUUUGUCGGUUGCAUGUUGAAUCUGAGAAUAGAUAGUCACAAGAUCACGGCAAGACAUCUCAGUAAACAGAAAUACUCGAAUGGAAUCGAUGCAACAAAAUGCGCCACUAGCAACAGGUGUUUUCCUAAUCCUUGCAUAAACCGUGGGACCUGCUGGCAGGACUGGCAGAGUUUCUAUUGCGAUUGCUCCAAUACCUACUUUGAGGGAAAGCGCUGCGAGCUACCUAUAUACAAGCCUACGUGUGAGCAUUACAAGAGCUUAGGGCUGAAACGCGACGCGCACUGCCUUCUGGAUUCUGAUGAGGAUGGACCCGAGGGGGAGUACACAGCUUUGUGUAACGUGACGGACCCGUCUCGAUCAUACACGGUACUUCAACACAACAAAGAGACGAGAGUGGCUGUCGAUUCUGGCAGCCGUAUAAACAGACAGUAUAUUCAUAAGAUUACAUACAACGCAGUGAGUGAAGCUCAAAUAACCGCCUUGAUUCGACAAAGUAAAAAAUGCCGACAGUUGAUUCGUUUCGACUGUAUAAAAUCCAAGUUACUUAACUCGCCGUCAGGGCCGUCACACGCAUUCUGGAGGCCAUUUAAGAGUAACAAGCUUCAAUCGUACUGGGGAGGUGCGAUUCCGGGCAGCGGUGCUUGCGCCUGCGGGAAUAAGGGUACUCCUAGUAGCUGCGAUAACCCGUCAAAGCUUUGCAACUGCGACAUCCGGGACAACGAGUGGCGCACGGAUGAGGGGUACUUUACAAACAAGGAGUUACUUCCGGUCACGGAGCUGCAAUUUCAUGAGAAAAGCGCGCGUUCGUACUUCACCCUCGGAGCCUUGGAGUGCUGGGGCCGCCACGGGAAAAACGAGGACGUCCACACGUCAGUAGUGGAUUUGAUAGAUAGGGUGUGUCACCCGGUGAUUGAGCCACCGCCCCCUUCGACUACGACAAAAAAAACAAUCAUUACAACGCUGACCACCAUGAGGAUAUGCGCCGCGAACGGUCCUUUAAUUGACUGCUUUUACAACUACUCCACCACUCUCCCGACCCACCCAUGGAUAUGGCCCCCCAUGUCUACGUCGACCCCAGAUUACGGUACGGGGGAGGCCGACCAACAGAGAAAGAAGGAUAUAACUGUGGAUAAUGGUCUAAGCAUGCCUGCGAUCGUACUUAUCUCGUGCGCCAUGAUUAUUAUGGUACUUCUCCUGAUGAGGUUUGUGCUGCCGCGUAUCAUAGUAUGCGUACGGACUCAUAGUAAGAGAGGGGAGUAUAUAGUACCUCCUGCAGUCGCGGGGACAGGGUAUGCGGGCCGAUUAAUGCCCCUGGUGGCUAGUAAGAGAGGAUCAGGUCGCGCCCGGGCACAGUACAGACUAGAGGACGGGAAACUCACAAACCACGAGACUAACAAUAUCAACGCAAGCGGGGGAAUCAAGUCCUACUGGGUGUGACAUGGUAGAGAUUGCGUGAUGUGGUGACAUCUAGAGAGAGGAUUGCGUUACGUGUGACAUCCAGGGUGAAAAUUACUUGAGUGUGACAUCUAGUGAAAAAAUCGCGUGACGUGUGACACCCAGUUAGAAGAUUGCGUGAGGUGUGACAUCCAUUGAGAUCCUGGUCUUGAACAUGAAUCAUAGCGAUUUGACGAAUGGUUGCGUAAUGUUUGGCGCUAGUGGUUAAUAGCAACAAAAGUGGCCAUGCGAAGUUGCAACACGGACGGACUCAUGAUUUCUAAAAAAUGGGAGGGGUACCAUACCGAAAGAGGGAGGGAGGGGACAGGAGGGGUCUACGGUUCUGCUCGUUGACAUCUCCUCUGCCUACAAGGGACGUAUAGGUGUGUCAAACCGGAACCUCGAUUGAAUAGGAGACGAGCAUGUCACACUUCACUAUGCCUAGGCAUGAAGAACAUGUCACGUUUUGACAAUAUUUCCAGCUCGCUCGGUCAUUUCUUUUAAGACACUACAUACCAUAGUUGGGGGUCCGCUUCUUCGACCGCUUUCGCCCCGCUACGCGUAAGGAUUCACAAACUAUUGAGUGAAGUACAGGAUUGACAGUUUUUGAGUGCAAUGUGUGUGCAGUGCUUUUUUUACUUUUCCUUAAAUGGCGCUGAUCUCGAUGGAAAUUGAUAAAAAGCUAGGGAUGUGGUUUUAUUCUACCAUACAUAAUUUUGUUUUACAAGAAAAUUGAUCCUUGAAAUAAAGCUGGGGCUAUGAGAAA